UCCUGGCAUGCUCUAUAGGUAACUGUUCCCAUUUGCCACCAACCUCUAGUACCUUACCUGGUUGCCCAACUUGACCCCCAAGCAUCCUUUGGGAUCGACAGUUCGACCGUUGACAAAUAAAAUGGGAUGCCUCACCUUCCACAACUUCCUCUCAUGCUUCCGCCGGCAGCCGCGGCGCGAGACGUGCUGCACCCCGGCCGAGACCCGAGAGUCGCCUUCCGCGCCGUCCCCGCCUCCGUCCCUUCAGCCAUCUCUUCCGCCAUCUCUUCCACCGCGCCCUCCACGGUAUACUCAACUGUUCCCCCCGCCGUCUCUUCCGCCGUCUUUUCCGCCGUCUCUUCCGCCGUCUCUUCCACUAUCUCUUUCGUCGUCUCUUCCGCCGUCCCCGUCGACGUCCCCUCUACCGUCACCACCACUGCCGCUCUCGGGCUUUCUGUGGUUGCCUGCCGACGUUGUUCUGUACCUCUGCCGGGAACACCUGCCGCCUUCUGCAGCCGUGGGCUUGUCGCUGACCUGCAAAGCGUUGUUUGGCCUCGUCUUUCCAGAGGCAGCACCAGGCCUUGGCAGGAACCCGGCGGAGCGCGAAGCUCUACAGCUGCUGCUUGAGAGGGACUUGGGGCAGCAUUGGUGGUACUGCCACGGCUGCUCUUUACUCCACCGCAUCCGUAGCCACGGUCCGACUACCGACCCUCCCACCAGUGCUACAGCUUAUUGGCCGCCAAUCACCUGGGAACCCGGCCGCCCAUGUCACAACAGUCACUGGUUUGAAGGAAGCACUUUUGUCCUCGACUACGAGAGCGUCCGCCUUGUCAUGAACCGUCAUUUCCUCGGGCCCCCAAACGGUUUACCCUUGGGGAGUUUCACCGUCGAAGCUAGCUCCAUGUUCUUCAACCCAUGGCAAGGAAAAUUGGUCCCGUGGCGAGAAGGAUGGUCAGCCCGUAUCGUCCAAGGCCAGUUCUUUUUAUCGGCCACGCGUACCCUAAGUAGCGCCGGAUGGGCCGACAACACGCUGCGAGAGGCCUUGGCCCAUGAGGAGCGGGAGCUCUGCGGACACGUCAAGAUAUCGUCGCGUCCAUGUGUUCAUUCGGUCAAGGCUCUUAGCUGCACCUAUCGUGCAUAUCCACGCUCCUUUGUACCAUGCCGUGAUGUUGUCGAGUCAUGCUACCGCUGUCUCACGGAUUACGCAACUACAAUAGAGCACGUGGGAACCGACACAGAACAGACGACCAGGUAUUGGUUCAUUACCAUUACCUCGUAUCAUCAACUAGGAAGUGGCCGAUCCGCCACUGAUGCAAAUUUCGACGCCUUUGGGCAUCUAAUGAGUCUGGAUUCCUACCGCAUGAGGCGGGACAUGGUAACACAUCCUCCGGGUGCGGUCAAAAGGUCAUGGGAGUCGUACAAACCCUAGUCCUAAAGGGCGUUUGGACACGGGCACAUAGCAAUACAGAAGUCUACCAAAGCAUCCUGUGGAUAACCAAGGUCGAGGGGCAGCUGUCCCCAACCUGGCGCUCU
This is a messenger RNA of Chaetomium fimeti, 1512 nucleotides long. RefSeq lists its product as uncharacterized. The record is from RefSeq and is a predicted model, not a curated record. Lineage: Eukaryota; Fungi; Ascomycota; Sordariomycetes; Sordariales; Chaetomiaceae. The transcript has a single exon. Bases 122 to 1408 code for a protein of 428 amino acids.